This is a messenger RNA of Penicillium griseofulvum, 876 nucleotides long. RefSeq lists its product as uncharacterized. NCBI's taxonomy places the organism in Eukaryota, Fungi, Ascomycota, Eurotiomycetes, Eurotiales, Aspergillaceae. Bases 1 to 876 code for a protein of 291 amino acids. The transcript is spliced from 3 exons. The record is from RefSeq and is a predicted model, not a curated record.
AUGCACUUCAAGAUAGGAGCUACCUUGGCUGUUUUGGCUGCUAGACAUGUGAUAGCUGUCUCGCAAAUAACAGAUGAUGAGAUGGGUUCACUCCUCGAGGUAGGCGGCCUAGAGUUAGCAGACCGCUACGCGCCCAUGUGGUUCUUUGGGCAAGCCCUGAAUCAGCCACCUUGUUAUCCAACAUGGGCAUAUGGCGGCUCACCGGACACGGCGGACAUCUACGAUGAUGCCCACAAGACACCGGGUGUACCGCAGUGUGAGUAUCCUGAUGUUGGGUGCAAUUGCCGCCAGCCUGGCGUUCCUGCCGGAAAUCCGGGGCCUCAAUUUCCUGUUUAUUAUACAUACAAGCGAUGUAGCGAGACCGAGGUGCGCGUUGCAUAUAAUCUCUUUUAUGAGAAAGACGGGGCAGAUUUUGGUGCGAUCAAGACUGGACAUGACUACGACUGGGAGAGAGUGAUAAUAAUCCAUUCUCGGGAUGGAAGCAACAUGUGGGCGCCAUCGCGAGCCCUGCUCUCUGCGCAUAGCGGAUACCACAAACUGGCCUGGGGCGAUAUCCAAAACACCUUAACGACCGAGGAGGUCAACGCUGGAAAUGCUAACGAGCCGAACGGUGUGCGGAAUAAUGAUCAUCCCAAGGUGUAUGUAGCGUGGUCGAAGCAUGCUCAUUUCGAUACUCGCAAUACCGGCUGGAAUGACCCGGCGAGUCAGUCGCUAGAUAAUGCAUUCCGGAGUAAUGAUUGGUGGCACUUUGUCGAACCACAGCACUAUAUCCGAGCCGAUGACGGUACCGAAGCUGGUAAGGUGAUUGGAGCUGCUGACUGGGGCAGUGCAAGUAGUGACCCGGUGUCGGUGCACUCUGGUAUGUGCCAGGCCUAA